AUGCUAAAUUUUGAUUUAUUCCUCAUUUUUGUUGAUAAAAAGAGAGUAAAAAGUAUUCUUCUGAUAUGAAAAAUAGGGGGAAGACCUCGAUUACCGAUUGCUGAAUUAUUUAAGCUAUUCAAAAGUACAAAAGCAGGGCGCAAGCUGAAAUAUUUUAGAGGAAACAAUGAAAUGUGAAUAAAUAAAUUUUUCAGACUAUUACAUAAGAAAUUAAUGAGAAAAGAUUAUAAUUCCAGAUUCAACGAUUUUUAUAAUUAUGUUGAAGGCAAGCUGCUAGAAAAUCCGAGAGAAAAUAGCUCAAUAAAUUAUUUGCUUGCCAUUCUUAGAUGCCCAUUGUGGCCUAGUAGUUUUUUGAAAAAAGAAGGAAAAGAAGUAUUCACUAAUUAUGAUAAGAAAAAAACUAAGCUGACUAUCGGGUGUUGCAAGUUAUUGAGAGAGAAAAUUUCUGGUUUUCAAGGGGUAAUAGAUGUAUUUGCAAAAUGCCUUCUAGGCCAAAUAAAAGGUAUACUAAUUGACCAAGAAUAGCCCACUAUGGAGCCAUUCUUGGUCUGCCAGAAAAAAUUCUGACAAAAAGAUCCUAAUCUGCCAUUACCACUGAGUUUUGGUGUUUCCAAAUUUUUUGGGCAAGCCAAAUGCAAUAAAAAAAAUUGCUCUUUUGCGAUGAUGCAUUUGGCUUGUCAAAAAAAUUUGGAAGCACCAAAACUCAGUGGUAAUGGCAGAUUAGGAUCUUUUCUGCCAUUACCACUGAGUUUUGAUGUUGCCGAAUUUUUUUGACAAGCCAAAUGCAUCAUCGCAAAACAACAAUUUUUUUUUAUUGCAUUUGGCUUGCCCAAAAAAUUUGGAAACACCAAAACUCGGUGGUAAUGGCAGAUUAGGAUCUUUUGUCAAAAUUUUUUCUGGCAGACCAAGAAUGGCUCCUUAGUGGGCUAUUCUUGGUCAAUUAGUAUACCUGCUUUGAUGAAUCAUUUUUGAGCGCAGCUUUUCAUCAAGAGUGUGAUAGUGUAUAUAAUAAAGAAAUAAGACAGGAAAUAUGAAAUUCCUUGAUUAUCGAUCAUCUUUCCUUUGUCGGAAUCGAAACUGAUGAAAAGGAAAGAAUGGAAAAAAUAGAAAAAUUAUUAUACAAAUUAAAAGAUAUAUUAGGAAGCUGCAAUGAUCUUUGUAGUUCUGAAACCUCGAUUGAGUCAUCUUAUUGCCCAAGCACUACAGUCGCUCAAACAUAUCCACUGGGAAAGAGCUCAGUGAGAGAAGGCAUAAAUAGCGAUUUUGGUACAGCUCUAGAGAUUGAAGAGAGCCUUAAAAACAAUAAUAAAUUUUUCAAUUUUUUAUCACCAAAACAAGAAGCCUCUGAACAUGAUAGUCAUAACAAAUUUGAUGCAACUCCUGAAACAGAUCCUACAGAAAAUGAUAUUUUUAAAAAUAAAGAAGCAGUGCAGCAGGAAUCUUGGAUGGAAAAUAGCUCUAAUCCUGAUAGCUUCAAUUAUGAUUGCUCAAUAAUGGGUGGAGAUAUAGAUGAAAUCUCCUUUUAUUAA
This is a messenger RNA of Blepharisma stoltei, 1529 nucleotides long. Lineage: Eukaryota; Ciliophora; Heterotrichea; Heterotrichida; Blepharismidae. The record is from the annotation of a GenBank genome assembly.